AGUGCCGGAGCAGGUCACAGGGGUCACAGCAGCAUGGCUCAGUGCCACCCUCGUCACCAGCACACAGCCCCUCCAGAAGAUGGCCGGGUGGGUUUGGGACCCAGAGAGGUGACAACGGGGUCCCGACCACCACAUGCUGAGGCUGGCAUAGCUGCUGGCUACCAGUGCUCCGAGCAUCUCCUGGUUUUGUUUUCCAUGCCAUGACCUGCUGAAAUAUGGAGCUCAGCCGCAUCUCACCCCCCACACCCACGAAGUCCCAGGGCAGCGUCGGCACCAUUAAGCACUUACAGCACCUAAUAAAACUCUUGCAGCGGGUGGGCGCGGGCAGGAGGUGUGGCACGGCAGCAAGGGGAACCUGUAGAUCAUGUCUGGAAGAAACACACCUCCUGUGACACACCAGCUGACCUCAGUCCUCCAUGGGGAGCACAGGAACAGCCAUCCCCAACUGAGCAGCACUGGUGUGACCUGCCAGGCUCCACACCCUCCUGAGCGCGUUUUGUCCCUGGCUGAGGCUUCCCCAGCAUCCCUGCCACAACCACACCGUGGGACAUGGCUGCCCGGAGAGUAGCCAUCAUCGGUGCUGGUGCCUCUGGCCUGUGCGCCCUGAAAUGCUGCCUGGAUGAGGGGCUGGUCCCCACCUGCUUCGAGAGGAGCUGGGACAUCGGGGGGCUCUGGCGCUUCGAGGAGCACCCCGAGGAGGGCCGUGCCAGCAUCUACCGCUCCGUCAUCAUCAACACCUCCAAGGAGAUGAUGUGCUUCAGUGACUUCCCCAUCCCCGACGACUUCCCCAACUACAUGCACAACUCCAAGAUCAUGGAAUACUUCCGCAUGUACGCCCGGCACUUCGACCUGCUCCGCCACAUUCGCCUCAGGACCAGCGUGUGCCGGGUGUCCAAGCGCCCCGACUUCGCCACCACGGGGCAGUGGGACGUGGUGACGGAGCGUGAUGGGAAGCAGGAGGCGGCCGUCUUCGACGCUGUGCUGGUGUGCACCGGGCACCACACGGAGGCACAUCUCCCGCUGAACACCUUCCCAGGCCUGGAUAAGUUUGAGGGCUGGUACCUGCACAGCCGGGACUACAAGAGCCCACAGUCCUUUUCAGGCAAGAGGGUAGUCGUGGUUGGCACCGGGAAUUCAGGCAUUGACAUCGCGGUGGAGCUCAGCCACACAGCCAAGCAGGUCUUCCUCAGCACCAAGCGCGGGACCUGGGUGCUGCACCGGGUGGCAGAUGGUGGGUACCCCUUCGACUUCUCCUACCUCAGCCGCUUUGUGCAGCUCCUCCGCAGCCUGGUGCCUCAAAACGUCAGCAGUUUUUAUCUGGAGAGGAAGAUGAAUGCCCACUUUGACCACGCACUCUAUGGCCUGCAGCCCCAGCACCGGAUCUUUGACCAGCACCCGACCAUCAAUGACGACCUGCCCAACCGCAUCAUUUCGGGCAGGGUGCAGGUGAAGCCAAACAUCAAGGAGUUCACGGAGACAUCUGCCAUCUUUGAGGAUGACACCAGGGAAGACAUUGAUGCCGUGGUCUUUGCCACGGGGUACAGCUUCUCCUUCCCCUUCCUCGAGGGUUGCGUGAAGGUGGUGGAGAACCAGAUCCCCCUCUACAAAUUCAUGUUCCCGCCGGACCUGGAGAAGCCGACGCUGGCUUUCAUUGGCCUCAUCCAGCCCCUGGGUGCCAUCAUGCCCAUCUCGGAGCUCCAGUGUCGCUGGGCCACCCGCGUCUUCAAGGGGCUGCAGGACCUACCGCCAUCCGCCGAUAUGCUGGCUGACAUCACACAAACCAAGGAGAAAAUGGCCAAGCGGUACGUGAAGAGCCAGCGGCACACCAUCCAGGUGGAUUACAUCCCUUACAUGGACGAGCUCGCCUGCCAGGUGGGGGUCAAGCCCAACCUGCUCGCCCUCUUCCUCACCGACCCCAAGCUGGCGCUGGAGGUGGCCUUCGGGCCCUGCACGCCAUACCAGUACCGCCUGCGGGGCCCGGGCGAGUGGGAAGGUGCCAGGGCGGCCAUCCUCACCCAGCGACAGCGCAUGCUCAGGCCCCUGCAAGCCAGGGCCGGGGCCUGCCCUGCCUCCUCCAGCACCGUGCCGCAUGUCUUCAUGGUCUUCAGCAUUGGCUUGAUCGUGGCCACCCUCAUCUAUGUCUUGCUAUCUCCUUAACCUAAAAUGAAGGAGACAGCUGGUCCUCCCGGCAAUCUGCUUCCUUUCCUUCGGGCCUGGGUGUUCCUGUAGUCUCUUGCUAGGUCUGCACCAUGCCAGGAGGCACGGAAUCGGUUCCUUGAAGACACGGCCUGGGCUGUCUCAUCUUCCUGCGGUGCCCGGGCCACACCAGGUCUUGCCCGGGGCUGCCAUGACAGGGAUCGUUCCCCUUCCUGAAAUCCCGGCCCAGCAGCUCCACAAUCUCUGUCCAGGGGUUUGGUCAGCGCAGAGGCAGCGGGGAAAGCGGGAGCUUGGCCGGCCAGGGCCCUCGAGAAAAGGGCAAUAAAGCUUGUCCCAGUGCUGAGGGGACCGGGAA
Messenger RNA from Falco peregrinus (peregrine falcon), 2512 nucleotides. RefSeq names its product flavin-containing monooxygenase 5-like. The record is from RefSeq and is a predicted model, not a curated record. Gene Ontology annotation, molecular function: NADP binding; N,N-dimethylaniline monooxygenase activity; flavin adenine dinucleotide binding. Lineage: Eukaryota; Metazoa; Chordata; Aves; Falconiformes; Falconidae.